This is a messenger RNA of Aaosphaeria arxii CBS 175.79, 3748 nucleotides long. RefSeq lists its product as uncharacterized. The transcript has 7 exons. The record is from RefSeq and is a predicted model, not a curated record. Gene Ontology annotation, cellular component: endoplasmic reticulum membrane. NCBI's taxonomy places the organism in Eukaryota, Fungi, Ascomycota, Dothideomycetes, Pleosporales. Gene Ontology annotation, biological process: oligosaccharide metabolic process; protein N-linked glycosylation. Gene Ontology annotation, molecular function: Glc3Man9GlcNAc2 oligosaccharide glucosidase activity. Bases 437 to 3568 code for a protein of 1043 amino acids.
CAAUCUCCAUCCUUAGUCUACCGUGGUAGAUAUGGUCUAUGACAUCCUUCCCAUCCCAUCCCACAUCCUCCAUCAUCGUGAGUUCCUGCAUGCAUCGCCGCCCGCAGUUGUUGCCCUUCCCUCAAAACCGACCUACCUCCGCCCGUCUUUUUUUUUGUUUUCUCUCCUCCCCCUCUUCCUCCCACCUCCAUACAAUCUCUACCUUUUUCAGACCGGAGUGUCAAUUGUUGCGCUCGGUACUGAAGUCAAACAGUCCUAGACCCGCAACUGUUUCCUCUCCAUUCUCUUCCCCGCGCCUGCGACCAUCGAUUCCGAUUGCCUGUCUGACUGCCUCCGAUUGACGCACACCGCUUCCCGCCCACCUCCCUACCUAUAUAACCCCCCGAAACCCUUCCUACCAUUAUUAUCUCUAUUCAUUUCCUCCUAAUUCGAAGCCAUGGUUCUCAUUGAAAACCAAGAGUACCUCUGUGAGGAAGAAAAGCGUCUGAAACAGGACAGAGAACGCACAGCCUACUGGAAACGGUGGGGUCCAUAUGUUGCUGAGAGACAAUGGGCUACUGUGCGCGAAGAUUAUUCCCAGGAUGGAGAUGCAUGGAGCCACUUCACACACGACAUGGCGAGGACGCGAGCCUUCCGUUGGGGUGAAGAUGGCAUUGCUGGUGUCUCCGAUUCGCAUGGAUUGCAGAACAUCGCAUUUGCCUUUUGGAACGAGAAGGACGACUUCUUGAAAGAGAGAUUGUUUGGUCUGUCGAAUCCUCAGGGUAACCAUGGCGAGUCGAUCAAGGAAUGCCAUUUCCACCUCGAUAAUACCCCAACUCACUCUUAUAUGAAAUUCCUCUACAAAUAUCCCCAGCGCAAAUUCCCCUACGAAGACCUCGUUAAGGUGAACGGCGAGCGUACCAAGUUGGAUAAAGAGUAUAACCUGGUUGACACAGGAAUUUUCGACGAUGACAGAUAUUGGGACAUCUUCAUCGAGACUGCAAAGGAAGCCGACGAUGAGGAAGAGCUCCUUUUCCGAGUUACAGCAUACAACCGUGGGCCCGAACCUGCUCCGCUUCACAUUGUCCCCCACGUGUGGUUUCGCAAUACUUGGGCUUGGGGCCACGAGGAUGAGAAGUUGAAGCCCUCGAUCCACAAGGUUGGCGCGACAACUGCCCAGACCAAGCAUCACAAGCUUGGAGAGCGCUACUUCCAGCUCUCUCCGUCUCCUGGCAUUGGCUCCAGCGGUGAAGACAUCCAACCAAAACUCCUAUUCACUGAAAACGACACGAACUUCAAGGCCAUCUGGGGAGGCGAGAAUCAGACAAAAUACGUGAAGGAUGGAAUUCAUCAAUACAUCGUAGACGAGAAGCUUGAUGCUGUAAACCCUCAAGGCCAUGGAACCAAGUGUGCUGCCUGGUAUGCAUUCGAUGAAGAGGACGGAGUUCCACCAGGCGAGUGUGCGGUCGUGCGUUUCAGACUCUCACGUAGAUACGAAGGUUACCUGGACGAAGAGCUCUUUGACGAUAUCAUGGAGCAGCGCCGUGCUGAAGCUGACGAGUUCUACUGGCGCGUUAGUCCACUCCCGAUCUCAGACGAUCUCAGGAACGUCCAACGUCAAGCUUUGUCUGGUAUGCUGUGGUGCAAGCAGUACUACCACUUCGUUUGGGAUCAUUGGGCAAACGGUGACCCUGGGAUGCCCCCACCACCAGCGAGCCGAAAGGAUAUCAGGAACAAAGAGUGGAAACACAUGUAUCUGGAUGACAUUCUUUCCAUGCCGGAUUCAUGGGAGUAUCCUUUCUUUGCAGCGUGGGACAGCGCUUUCCACUGCAUACCCCUCGCGAUGAUUGAUCCGGAUUUUGCGAAGAAGCAAUUGGAUCUGUUUACUCGUGAAUGGUACAUGCAUCCCAAUGGACAGUUGCCGGCCUACGAAUGGAAUUUUGGAGAUGUGAACCCCCCUGUCCAUGCUUGGGCCACGUUCCGGGUGUUCAAGAUGGAGCGAAAGAUGUAUGGUCGCGAAGAUUUUGAUUUCUUGGAGAGAGUUUUCCAAAAGCUGCUUCUCAAUUUCACUUGGUGGGUCAACCGGAAGGAUGCCAAUGGCAGCAAUGUCUUCGAAGGUGGAUUCCUUGGUCUUGACAACAUUGGUCUUUUCAACCGUUCGGAGCCUUUGCCGACUGGAGGUAUCCUGGAACAGGCGGACAGCACUGGCUGGAUGGGCUUCUACUGUCUCAACAUGCUGAACAUGUGCCUGGAACUCGCCAAACGCCGCCGUAUCUAUGAAGAUAUGGCCUCAAAGUUUUUUGAGCAUUUCAUUCUGAUCAGCGAGGCUAUGCAAUUUCGAAAAGGCGAUGAAGCAAAGCCCCUCUGGAACGAUGAGGAUGGCUUCUAUUAUGAUGCCAUCUCCUGGGGAGGGCCAUGGAGCCAUCAGAUGCCCGUCCGAUCUCUUGUGGGCCUGAUUCCAUUGUACGCAACAUUGACUCUCGAGCCUGAAGUGAUCAACCGAUUCCCCGACUUCAAAAAGAGAGUUGACUGGUUCAUCAAAAACAAGAACGAUACUGCGGAGCGCAAUAUUGCAUCCAUGAAGAAACGUGGCAAGGACGACCGACUCCUCCUCUCACUCGUGAGCGAAGACCGCCUAAAACGCAUUCUUCAACGUAUGCUUGACGAGGACGAAUUCUUUGCCGACCACGGAAUCCGCUCGCUUUCAAAGUAUCACAAGGACCAUCCUUACUCAAUGGACGUUAAUGGCCAGACUUUCCAGGUCAGCUAUGUACCUGGCGAUUCAGAUAGUGGUCUCUUCGGAGGCAACAGCAAUUGGCGAGGACCAAUCUGGCUUGCUGUCAACUUCCUCUUGAUCGAGUCGCUCCAAAGAUUCUACCUGUACUAUGGACACAAGCUGCAGGUCGAAUGCCCUACAGGGUCAGGAGACUACAUGCAUCUCGGCCAUGUUGCCGAGGAAAUCCAACAUAGGAUCCAGCAUCUGUUUGCCCGAGGCGAUGACGGUAGAAGAGCCAUCCACGAUGGAAAUGAGAUGCUAGACUACGAUCCGCACUGGAAGGAUUAUAUGUGGUACCAUGAGUUCUUUGACGGAGAUUCUGGUCGUGGAUUGGGCGCCACCCAUCAAUGUGGGUGGACAGGUUUGAUCGCGAAGUUGAUUCAUGAUACUGGUAUGACUUGCCGUCUUCCACAAACGCCACGAACUCCCACCAGUGCAGCAUCGCACUAUUUCGACGACAUCUUCACCCACACAGGCAAGCCGAAGAAGCCACAUCAUCUCCGACGCUCAUCUACUGCGAGGUCGAUCGGUGUUCGCAGUGAUUGGGACACAGCCAGUCAUGGCGAUGAGGAAAUUGGUUCGCCCAUCAACCGCAGCAACUCCAUUGGUUACUUGAAUGACGAGGCUUUGGCUCAGAAAGCUGUGGUUGACCAACGUGUUGCACACUACGUUAGCGAUCAGUUGGAGAAGAUCAGAAGCAACGGAUCAGAGGAACUUGAUGCAGCGGAGUUCGAAGCUUCUAUCGACGGAGCCAUGAAGAAGAGAACAAAUGGCCAUCGCAAUGACGAAGACGACGAGUAUUUCUCACGAUGAACCAUGUCCUCCAGCCGGAAAGAGGUUGAAAAAGGAACGGAUCACCGUAGCAGCGACAUAUCAAUUUUCCUGUAGACUGCAAAAGUUUCCUGCAUUCAGCGGCGCACUGUAAUGCAUUUUCCUUAUAACGUGGCGUACAUAAAUAGCUAUCACGAUUGUUCUUUGUCCAUACCCUUAGAU